This is a messenger RNA of Brugia malayi, 711 nucleotides long. RefSeq lists its product as uncharacterized. The record is from RefSeq and is a predicted model, not a curated record. The transcript has 5 exons. Lineage: Eukaryota; Metazoa; Nematoda; Chromadorea; Rhabditida; Onchocercidae. Bases 1 to 711 code for a protein of 236 amino acids.
AUGCAACUGGAGGAUAAUUCAUCAUCUUUGCGAUCAUCAGUACGAAGUUACCGGUCGUCAAGAUUAAAUGCUGUUAGUAGUGAGGCUAGCGAUAAAAGACGUUCUGUUCGUGGUCGGCGUUCAAGCAUGUCUGUAAAAGAAAUUGUAGAUGGUACUGAAGUUACUAAAGAUGUGAUUAUUGGAGACGACAUGGCUAAAAUAGAUGAAGGACAUUCUUCUCUUGUGUCUGCAAAAAUAGCUGCUAUAGAAGAAGAAGAAAACCAUUUGAUGAAUUAUAUGGAAAAAUUAAACAAUGAAAAAGAACAAUGGGAUAAAAUGCUUCAGAAUUAUGAGAAGAGUGCCGAUAUUGCAAAGAAAGAGGUGGAUAAACCGAUUCUAUUUAGUCCAAAGCGUAUAGAAGAAGUACGCAUUGAGUACAUGGGUAUCAGAGACGCUCCAUCAUCCAUCGAAAUUGCUCUAGCAAUGAAGCCAUCGUUGCAAAAGAAAGCUGAAUCACAGGUAUUACAAAACCAAAAGCUGAAAGCAGAGAUAACGGUUGCUGAAGAACGACUUCAUCGAUUGCAAGAAAUGAUCAAAAUACAAGAAAAAUAUUUGAAUUACCAGAGCAAAGAUGAGCUUUUAGCACAAAAAGCUGAAUGUGAUGCUGUUCUCUUGCAGAUUGAAAACUGGGUGACAGAGCAUGGAUUUUCUGAACGUCUUGCUGCUAUUUAA